GGAAGGAGGAAUAAACAGUACGGUUGAAGAAAUAAAGGCGAAAGAAAGAAACAAGCAGCGGGCCAUGGGUCAGCAGCUGAGUGAAGAUAACGAGAAGGUUGAGAUUGGCGUGGCCGAGCUCCAGGAGUGGUAUAAGAAGUUCGUGGUGGAGUGCCCCAGCGGGACUCUCUUCAUGCACGAGUUCAAGGGCUUCUUCGGGGUGACGGACAAUCACGAGGCGUCCGAGUACAUCGAGAACAUGUUCCGCGCCUUCGACAAGAAUGGGGACAACAUGAUUGACUUCCUGGAAUACGUGGCAGCGCUGAACCUGGUGUUGAGAGGGAAGCUGGAGCACAAGCUGAAGUGGAGCUUUAAGAUGUACGACAAGGACGGGAAUGGCUGCAUUGACAAGACAGAGCUGCUGGAGAUUGUGGAGGCUAUAUACCGACUGAAGAAAGCCUGCCAUGGGGAGACGGGGGAUGCCUGCCUCCUGCUCACCCCUGACCAAGUCGUCGACAGGAUAUUCCAAUUAGUCGAUGUGAACAAAGACGGCCAGCUCUCCCUGGAUGAGUUCAUUGACGGGGCGCAGAGAGACAAGUGGGUGAUGAAGAUGCUUCAGAUGGAUGUGAACCCGGGGGGCUGGAUCAGUGAGCAGAGAAGGAAGAGCACUUUAUUCUGAAGGAGCUCACACCAAAGGGCUUGCUACCGAGCUCUCCCCCUACCUGACGACCUUCCCUGCCCUGUCCUGCCCUGUCUGUUGUUUUAUUCUUUCCGUCUUGGUGUUUUUGUUGUUUCGUUUCACAUCUCAGGCUUCUGAAAUUGUAACGCUAGGUGUGUUUGCACUAGAACAUUCACUAGGGAUGCAUGUAUGUCUAUGAAGUACACUGCCUGACUGUUUUAUUAGGACCCGGCUGCUUUACUGGCUUGGCCCCUGAUCACUGCCUUGAUUCCACAAGGGCCUCAGAGGAUGUUUUUAGCAGCUCACGCAGGUGUGGUGGCCACGGAAGAUCUCAGACAUCUCUGUCCAUCUCCUCAAGCCAUUCUCACACAGUGGCUGGGUUAGUGAUCAGCAUCAAGAUACAAGUGACUCCAUGGUAGGUGGACUUGAUCCACAACAAUGCUUAAUUACACUGGACUGCUCCUGUUCCUUCCAAAGGACCUCCUCCAAGUCUCUCCAGAGUUUCUUCCAGCGUACAUGUGGCCUUCAUCUUCUUCAUGUUACAACGUGGUCUUUGCUUCCUAACGCUUACU
This is a messenger RNA of Polyodon spathula (Mississippi paddlefish), 1230 nucleotides long. RefSeq names its product guanylyl cyclase-activating protein 2-like. Bases 65 to 658 code for a protein of 197 amino acids. The record is from RefSeq and is a predicted model, not a curated record. Lineage: Eukaryota; Metazoa; Chordata; Actinopteri; Acipenseriformes; Polyodontidae. Gene Ontology annotation, biological process: visual perception. The transcript is spliced from 4 exons. Gene Ontology annotation, cellular component: cone photoreceptor outer segment; photoreceptor inner segment. Gene Ontology annotation, molecular function: calcium sensitive guanylate cyclase activator activity; calcium ion binding.